AUGACAGAAACUCCAAUAUUAGCCGACAGGAUCCUUCCAAACAGCAGUGUAUGGAAAGUUUCGCUACCCGGUGGCUUUGAUUUCGACCAUCAGAGCAAAGCAGCAUUGUUCACAGACAUACUGAACGGCAACCAUACGUUUGCGUUCCAACACAACCCAGCUCUGCUUCGAGCAAGAAUCGCAUCCUUCUUUCUGAUUUACACUGCACCAAUGCUGACUGAGUCUGACAAGACUUGGUGGAUGUCUACAUACAAAGGUCCAAAAAGAACAUGGCAGGAGGCACUUGAUCACGUCCACAGUAUUAAGCAUGAGGCCGUCGAAGUUCUCUUCCACCUGUGUGUGCAAUCUUAUAACACCACAGUUCAGCUGGGCAGGGAACGUACUCUAAUCGAAGACACGUUCACCGAACCCGUUGGCCAAGAUGGCCAGGCAUUUCUCGAUAUGGAUUGCCAAUCAUUGGUUCUAAAUCGAUCGUGGGCGUGCAGUACCAGCCCUGACCGCGGGGAUGAAAUUUUAAGCCUCCGGGAUCCCGCUCAACGUGUAGGUUCUGCAACCAAGCUGGUUCGAAAUGAAGCCGCAGUUUUCAGCACGAAUUAUCGUGCGAUGGAAGAGAUCUCUCAGGCAAUGAGGAGCUUCUUCGCAGGCUUUGCAUUCGUUUCGAUGGCCCCUGAUACUAGCGGGUCUCUUCCACAACACGUUCAAGGUUUUCAAUUCAUCAGUACACUUCAUGAAGCGGUCCUGUUCUCGCGAAGCAACAUACUAAACCUCGAACUUCGAGAACUUUGCCUCAAAAAUAUUUACGAAAACGUUGCCACUUUAGUAUCUGCCUCGUACGUCCAGACAUAG
Messenger RNA from Colletotrichum lupini, 846 nucleotides. RefSeq lists its product as uncharacterized. The record is from RefSeq and is a predicted model, not a curated record. Bases 1 to 846 code for a protein of 281 amino acids. The transcript has a single exon. Lineage: Eukaryota; Fungi; Ascomycota; Sordariomycetes; Glomerellales; Glomerellaceae.